This is a messenger RNA of Amphibalanus amphitrite, 1008 nucleotides long. RefSeq names its product protein obstructor-E-like. Gene Ontology annotation, molecular function: chitin binding. The coding region runs from base 49 to 732 and encodes 227 amino acids. Gene Ontology annotation, cellular component: extracellular region. The record is from RefSeq and is a predicted model, not a curated record. Lineage: Eukaryota; Metazoa; Arthropoda; Thecostraca; Balanomorpha; Balanidae. The transcript is spliced from 6 exons.
GAAGGAGCGAGCUGCCGUCAGUAGUCGAGACGAACCCGCACAGGCAUCAUGUGGUCUCUGGCGCUCCUCACCGUCCUCUGCUGCGCCAGCGCCGUUGUCGGUCAAGAUGUGGCACGACCGUCCUGCGAUGACCCGGAAGUGGAGGCUGCCUAUGAAGAUCCCAGCGGAUGCGACAGGUACUUUCUCUGCUCGAACGGAACGCUGACCGAGGAGGUAUGUGAGAACGGACUGCUCUUCUCGGGCCGCGGGGCCGUCCACGAGCACUGCGACUACCACUGGAAUGUCGACUGCGGAGAGCGGCCCUUCGAGCUGACGCCGGCCCGCGACGGCGCGUGCCCCUACAGUUUCGGCAUCUUCCCGUCGGGAGAGGGCUGCGCCGACUACUCCAUCAAGUGCGCGUUCGGCGAGGCCGAGCCGGACCUGUGCGAGGAGGGUCUGGCCUACGACGACCGGAACCACGCGUGCAACUGGCCCGAUCUCAUCCCAGAGUGCUCCAUCGGCGACGCCGAGCACCUGGUGGGUUUCUCGUGUCCCAGUCAGAUCCCGGUCGGUUCGGCGUCGAUCCGGUUCGGUCAGUUCCCCCGGUUCGCCACCGGUCAGUGCGACAGACUGGUGACGUGCGUCAACUACUACCCGCGGCUCAUCAAGUGCCCGCCCAGCCAGUCGGUGGACGACAACUCACUGACCUGUGUCAGCAGCGAGCUGGUGCCCGGCUGCGGAGUGAGAAAGUAAGCAGACAUAUUCGACAGCUUUAACGAGAUUGCGCAUCAAUGAAAUGAGAAGUUCCCUAAGAAAACUUCAAGCUGUGCAGGAAGUACCAGCCCAGCAAUACGCGUCUGCUGUGUAACUAUGGCAGAUGGUAGCUAAGUACUAUGACGAAGAAUUGUUCAUUGUCGAUAUGUAAACGCAGCAGAUCGCCCUUAGACUGUGUGAACACAAGUCACAACAUGCACUGUAAAUCGAGGAUGUGCUGGUAAUAUUCUCCAAAUGUAAUACAUUUUAACAGUA